CCGCUCGGUAAACUUCAGUCAAGACCAUUUAUUGCAUUGCAGAGCAGUGUACCGUAGUCUGUAGAGUAUAAAUAAAUGUUCAUUACCUUCUUAGCGUGCUUCUAAAUUAUGUCUAGUGAAUAGAUUACGUUUAUAUCAAAACUACGCCUUGGUCGGUCACAGACUAUUCACGAUCAAAAACCAACACCAUAGGUCGUCCGGUUCAGGAAGUGAAGAUCUUGUUUGUAAUAUUUCACUUGAUGGUGCGUAGGUCUCUAUCUGAAACAGGCAACAUCCGGGGAUUUCAAUUUCUACCCGAAAUCGAUAUUUAUCUGCAACAGGGACUUGAAGGUGACAUGAUUUAACUGUAGAUCAUGAUGAAGUUAAUCAACAGUAUUUGUAUUUUGGUCAGUUGUUUUACUGUAACACAACAGUUAAAAACAUAUCAACUACCAGCUUAUCUUACACCAGGUUUAAAUCAAGGUACAGUACGAAGUGAAGACGAAUAUACCUGGCUGGUUCAACCUUGCAGUUAUCUGGAAGCUGAAAAUGUGUCUGCCCCAUAUCAAACCUGGUCUUCGCCAACUUUUUUUAACUACAGAUAUCAAAUUUGUGGUGAUAACUGUACCAUUCCUCCACCUAUAGGAGUCCGAAGUGCUGUUCCUUUAGGAGGAAUAUCAACAGGAAGUAUUGAAUUAAGAGCAGAUGGUACCCUUCAUGAAUGGACAAUUAUUAACCAAUCACCAUCAAGUGCUGCUAAAAUACAAACAUUUGAUGAUGCAUUUUUUGGCAUAAGGGUUACUAAGAAAGUCUCGAGUACCCUUAAAUUUGUCCCGUUUAAAAAUAUUCAGACAAAAAAGUACUUAAAUGUGUUUUGGCAGGAUACCUACCAAUCCACCAAUGGUGUCAAUCAGGCAUUUGUAUUACGGACACAUCCACCAUCAGGAUUACCAGGAGUUAAAUCUAUGACAUAUCAAGGUCUAUAUCCAUCUGCACAGUUAACUGUAAACGAUGAUCGUUUGCCAUUAAAUAACGUCUCUUUAACAGCUAUGUCAACCUAUUUUGUUAAUGACAUGAAUUCAUCUGCAACUCCAGCCAUUUCUUUCAUAUUUUCUGCCACAAAUCCUUCCAAUACAGAUACAAUCGAAGCAUCAUUUAUGUUUAAUUUGCCAUUUGGGCUUGAGAAAAAUACAGAUCGCAGUUUCACCUUUAAAUCCAUGUCACUGAAGGAUGAAAACUUUGAUGAACUCUUAAUGUCUGCUACAUCAGACUUGGAUUGUCUUAAUUUGUGCAAUACUUGGGAGCCAUGUUCAACCUGGACGUUUAAUAGUGAUGAUACAUCAUGUCUGCUUUCCUCGACAGUUAAUUUAAAUGGCUACAACACAUUUAAAUCAUCUGGAAUAAAGGGUUACUGGACAGCCAGCCAACAGCCAAAUCUAAAAUGUCUGACAUUAGACAGACCAGGAGAGUCACCACCAAGUGGUAAUAUAUCAUUGUGUAGUAAUUCAGCUCUGGACUCUUUGACGUUUGGUGUUGAUAAUGAUAUCAUGACGCUUUGGAACACCUUUGCAGAGAAAGGCCAAUUUGAUUUUACCGGAAGGAAAGAAUUGGGAAUUCAUGGAGCUAUUUCUGCUAAAUUAUCUAUACUGCCAGGUGAAACUGUCCAAUUUCCGAUGACUUUGACCUGGUUUUAUCCCAACAGAGAUUUUGGAGACACAGUUUAUGGAAAUUGGUAUAAAAAUCUUUUUGUGAGCAGCGAGGAUGUGGCUCAAAAUAUUUUAAAUGGUAAAAAGAUCAAUCUAAAGGAACAGACAACUGCCAUUAAUAAAUUACACGAAGCCUUCCUUACACCUGGAUCUAGCGUACCUGUUUGGCUAUCAGAUUUACUCAUCAACAGUUUAGGACAUAUUAGAUCAGCUAUGUGGUUUGCUGAUGGUAAAUGGAGACAAUGGGAAGCCUACGAUUGCUCAAAUAUGGAUUCUGUUCACAAUGAUGGAGAACGUCACAUUCCUUACAUUAUGUUCUUCCCGGGAUCUAUCAGAAAUAAAAUGGUUGCCUGGGCCAAAUCUCAGUUAUCUGAUGGUAUGAUACCAGAACAGCUUCAAUCCAACUGUUUUACUAAACAUUUUGGCAAUGUGAUUGAUGUGCCAAGUGGAAGGAUUAUGUCUGAUGUAUCUUCUAUGUUUAUUGUUUAUCUUCUUGAACUUUAUAGGUGGGAAAAUGAUACAGCUUUAUUAAAUGAGCUGUGGCCAUAUGCAAAAAAGGCAGCUGAAUGGCACAUGUUAGUUUCAGCACGAUAUGGUUUACCAUACCGUCUUCAAAAUACAUAUGAUAUACUUGGGUUAGAUGCCUAUGACAUUUGUACGUACAAUUCAGCCUUUCAUUUAUUAGCAAUGCGAGCAGCAGAAGAAUUGGCCAAAGUUAUGGGAGAUACAGAAUUUGCUAUGAAAACCAGAGAAGCUUUUACAGUAGGACAAAUAGCAUUAGAUCAGUAUUUAUGGAAUGAUACCAUGGGAUAUUAUAAUUCUUAUAAACGUGAUAUAUCAAAUCUAACUGAACAUAAUCCUGGUGCCAUUAUGACAGAUUGUUUUUAUGCUCAGGUUUUAGCUCAUUCAGCAGGACUAGGUGAUCUAGUUGACAGUCAGAACUUAGCUACACAUCUAAAAUCUGAAUUAAUAUUAAAUGAUUCUCCUUAUGGAAUGUUAGUACAAACAGGUAGAUAUCCGUAUCCUGGUCCACCCCAGGAUAAUGCUGUAUGGAUGAUGGGUAAUCCAAACUGGGCCUCAACACAACUUCGUCUUGGUUUAAAUCCAACUGAAGCUUUGAAUGUAGCCAAGAAAAGUUUAGACAGAUAUAGAACUGUAUUGAAUGAUCUGUGGAAUGUUGCGGGUGUAAAUGGAGGAAUGGGGUAUAAAGCAGAGGGUCAACCAUACAUUACCAGUCACUAUGGUUACUAUAUGUCAUCAUGGCAUAUACUACUAGCUUUAUCUGGUCAACAAGCUGACCUACCUAAAGGCAUCCUAACCUUUAACCCUAAGAAUGAAAACCCCUUUAACUAUCCAGUGCUAUUGCCAGGGGUGUUGGGUACCAUAACCUCUAAACCAAGUUUAGAUGGUUUUACGAUAACAUACACAUUAAGUCUUUUGUUUGGAGAGUUAAAGUUACAACAACUUGGUGUACGUGAUAGUUAUUAUCCUGGUACUGUAUCAGUUAAAGCUGAUCAACAUGUACAAUGGAAUGAUACCAUUUAUUAUUAAUUAAUUGUUCAUAAUUAAAUUGAGAAAUUUGUUACUAGUCAGUACUUAUAUACAACAAAGAUGUCUUUACAUUCCAAAUUCCUUGUCAAUUGUCAAUUUGCAUACUUGUCUUUAAUACAGCCUUAAAUACAGCUGUGAUAGUUAUCCAUGUUUAUAUAUACAGAUUAUAAUGUCUAUAUACUCACAUUGUUUCACGGUCCAGUCCUAAAUCUAUACAGAAACCUUUUAUGCCAAUGUGCAGAACAGGGAGCAUGUAAAAUGUACAUUGAAAAAGUAUUGACUAACAAUUUUCUCACAUUCAUUUCAUGACAUUUAUAGUAUUACAGGCUAAUAUUCGUAGAAUAAAAAAUAUUAUUGAUACUAAACCAUUUUAACUUUUAAACGUACUAUAAUUACUCACAUCUUUUUUUUUAUAAAUUGGAUAAGAAUUUGGUUUUCUAUUCAUUAAACAUGUUCUUUAAUUUUUCCUUUAAUGCUGUGAUAUAAAAGGAAGACAUUUGUGAUAUUUUCUUUAUUGGCAUACCAAUUAUGACUAGACCAACUUUUUAUGUUGUUGUCCCUGUGGGUUGAUCUGUUAGUCUUUCAACGCUUGGCUUGUUAAUGCAAUAGAGGAUGAACCGUCUCUAUAUUCAGAGUUCCACUACCUUUCAUUCCAGUAUUACCCCCACCUUCUUUUCUCUAAAAAAAAACAUUGUGAACACAAAGUCUACAUUAUUUAACAGUUUUUUUAAAAUUUAUUAGGAUCAGAGAUGACGAACCUUGCUAAUUUUCAGAAAAGCUUGUGGACGCAAUAUAGAUCAGAUUUCUAGCAUGAUCAGUAUCAAAUUUGAAAAAACAUCCCAGCUUUGUUUAUGAUAAGUUGCUAUCUAUGGCUAUAUUUUUAUAGUGACAUAGCUCCUGUGACCUGUGUCAUAUUUCUGUUAAAUAGUGAGAACUGUUGUUCCAAAUUAUACUGAUUUUUUUUUCAUUGCUUUUUAUACAAAAUGAAAUAAAAUUGUAUGUUUUAUAUUAUGAACUUAUAAUAUUAGAAAUAAUAAGAGUAUUUAAUUUGUGGGUUAAACAUUUUGUAUUUAAUUUGCAUAAUUUUUUCUAUUAAGUGUUUAAUUACAAUGUGUAAUUAUUUUAUAAUUGUUAAUUUUAACAGUAUUGUCUCAAUACAUUUUAUUUAAAAUUAAACUAAGACAGAUUUAUAUUUUAUUUUAGAUAUUCUUUUCUGCUUCAAAACAAAUUGUAGUGAGCUGUAGUGUUCAUUGUCUCAAUAGAAUGUAUGUCCAGUCUUCAAGUUUGUAGCAUUUAAUCUGUUGUAUUAUAUGUUAACACUUUUUUUUUAUUUCAUUGUUGUUAGAUCAUUAAAAAAUAAUAUUUUACAAACUCAUGCAUUUUCACCUUUCAAGGGUAAAUCAUAAAUUGUAUAAACUGUUCUCAAAUAUUCUUGUUGUGCCUUCACACAUAAAUGUGUCAUGGACUAUAGCAAACAGUUUGUAAUAUUUUUUUAUCUGUAAAUUCAGUGUCAAAUAUAUAUUUGUAUGAGAUGAACAGAUGAAAUUCCAUUGUAUUAAUAUAGAAAAAUCAAAUAUGAUAAAACGAAAAGGUGAAUUAAUAUGAAUGGUAUAUUUAAAUUUCAUUGUUUUGUUAUUGUUCCCCGCCUUUCGAAGAAAGCAGGGGACUAUUAAAAUGGGUUCGUCCGUCUGUCUGUCUGUCCGUCACACUUUUUGGGACACAAUAACUCUCUUUCUAAUUGAGCUAGAAUGUUCAAACUUGGUGUAGGUGUUUAUUAGGUCAAUACCUUGAUGGAGUUCGAAGAUGAGCAUUUUCCGCUUAGGGUAAGCGGAGAUAAGCAAUUUGAUUGGUUGAUGUUUUGGGACACGAUAACUUUAGUUCUAAUUAAGUGAGAGUGAUGAAACUUGGUGUAUAGUUUCAUUACAUUAAUACCUUGACUUAGUUCGCUAAUGAGUAUUGUCUGCUCAGGGUAAGCAGAGCGUUAAGCAGUUUGAUUGGCCAAGAUUUCGGAACACAAUAACUCUCCUUCUAAUUGAGCUAGAAUGUUCCAACUUGGUGUAGGUGUUUAUUAGGUGAAUCCCUUGAUGGAGUUGGAGGAUGAGGAUUUUCUGCUUAGGGUAAGCAGAGAUAAGCAAUUUGAUUGGUUGAUGCUUUGGGACAGGAUAACUUUAGUUCUGAUUAAGUGAGAGUGAGGACACGUGGUGUAUAGCUUUAUUACAUCAAUACCUUGACUAAGUUCGAUAAUGAACAUUUUCUGCUGAGGAUAAGCAGAGCGAUAAGCAAUUUGAUUGGUCAAGACUUUGGAACACAAUAACUCUCCUUGUAAUUGAGGUAGAAUGUUCAAACUUGGUGUAGGCAUUCAUUAGGUGAAUCCCUUGAUGGAGUUGAUGAUGAACAUUGUCUGCUUACGGUAGGCAGAGAUAAGCAAUCUGAUUGGUUGAUGCUUUAGGGGCACGAUAACUUUGGUUAUAAGGAAGUGAGAGCGAUGAAACUCUGAAUAUAGAUUCAUUAUAUCAAUAUCAUUACCUUGACUAAGUUCGAUUGUGCGAAUUUUCUGCCUGGGCUAAGGAGCGAUAAGCAAUUUGAUUGGUCAAGACUUUGGAACAUAAAAACUCUGCUUUUAAUUGAGAUAGAAUGUUUAAACCUGAUGUAGAUGUUCAUUAGGUGAAUGUCUUGACUGAUUUCAAUGAUUAACAUUUCAAGCUAAAGCUAAGCAGAGCUAAUCAAUUUCAUUGGUUGAUGCUUUGGGACAAGAUAAUCUUGAUUCUAUCUGAUAGAGAGUGAUGAAACUUAGUGUGUAGUUAGAUUGCUCGAUACUUUUGAAAAAAAUAAAUGUGCGAUUAAUUCAUAUGUGUCAUCUAUUUAUUUUGGGAUUUCGGCAGGGGACAUCAGCCUCACUGUUGGCUUGUUUUUAUUAAAAUUGAAAUGUUUUAAUUCUUAUUUCCGAAUUUUUAAUAUUUAUUAACAUUUAUUGGUGUUUUUUAAAUACAAAUUGCAACAAGCAUAUCAAUAUUUUAUGAUAAUUGAUUUAUAAUAUUGUUUUAUAACCUUUAAAAUAUGAAACUCAUAUUUUAUAAUUAAAAGAUAUAUUUAAAAAAAUAAUAAACUAAUAAUUAAAUUACAUUAACAUUCCUUUACCUUUUGUCAUAAAAUUUACAGUAAUAUACACCAAAUACUAAGAAAAGAAAUAUUUGUUUAACUUAGCAUCAGAGGAUCAAUCAAAGUGAUCAAUUUGGUUUAAUAUAUAUUUUUAGAUUAGAUUGUAACUUGUAACUUUGUUUUAAUGUUGUGAUAAAUGAUUUGUAGUUUUUUAAGAUGUAUGUGUUUAAUAAAUGAUUUCUUUUUUUAAAAAAAAAAUGUAUAUUAAUGUAUAUGUAUAUUAAUUUUAAGAUGCAUUU
Molecule: messenger RNA, 6634 nt
Organism: Patella vulgata (common limpet)
Lineage: Eukaryota; Metazoa; Mollusca; Gastropoda; Patellidae
Exons: 13
Coding region: 354-3236 (960 amino acids)
Biological process (GO): carbohydrate metabolic process
Molecular function (GO): beta-glucosidase activity
Source: RefSeq, a predicted model, not a curated record